Neolamprologus brichardi is the source of this 2703-nucleotide messenger RNA. NCBI's taxonomy places the organism in Eukaryota, Metazoa, Chordata, Actinopteri, Cichliformes, Cichlidae. The record is from RefSeq and is a predicted model, not a curated record.
AUGGAGAGGAGGCCCUGCUGUGUGUGCAGAGCUGCGGCCACAUUUCACAAUGAUGCCGCUUUGCUAAACGUGGCCGAUGCAGCUUCUCUGCAUGCAGCUCACCUUUACCUGACGGCCACCCUGCCGAACGGCUCUCAGCUGCUUACAGCACAAGAGGAUUACUCAGAGUUUUCCUGCAGCCGUCUGCGGUCGGAGCGGGCAAUGGGUCGGUUUGGACGGGUACAGGAGGGGUUGGGGUUGCUCCUGGUCUUCUGGCUGAUGAUGGGGCUGGAGCCGGCUCAGGGUCAGCACCCUCUGCCCGUGCUGUGGCUGAUGCCGGUCAGCUCCAGGUCGGGCGGGGAGAAUGUGACGGCAGACGUGGCUCCGGCUGUAAGACUGGCUCUGCAGGACCUAAAGAAACAACCGCCACCGCUGGGGAACUACGAGAUCCAGCUCCAGCGGCUGGACUCACAGUGCGACCCUGCUGAAGCGCUCAAAGCCCUGUUUGAUGCAGUGUGGGUGGGGCCGAAGUACCUGCUGCUGUUUGGAGGGGUGUGUCCACCUGUUACGGCGCUCAUCGCUCGCGCUCUUCCGGCGCUCGGCCUGGUGCAGGUGUCUUUUGCGCCCUCGGCUCCUGGCCUGUCCAACAGGAAGUUGUACAGAAACGUGUUCAGCACGGUGCCGUCAGACCGAGCGCUGAACCAGGCCGCCGUGAAGCUGCUGCAGCGCUACAAGUGGACCAGAGUCGGCGUGGUCACGCAGGAAGGACCCAGACUCUCCGAGAUGAAGAAGGAUCUGAUCAGACAGCUUCUGAGAGCCGGCGUUCACGUCGCCGUCACAGAAAGCCUCUCUGGAGACGUCUGCGGCCGCCUGAAGAAACUGAAGGAUGAGGACGUUCGCAUCAUCAUCGCACAGCUGGAAGACGAGUCUGUGUCUGAGGUGUUCUGCUGUGCGUACAGGCUGAACCUGUUUGGAGCUCGGUACCAGUGGAUCGUAGCUGGCGGAGGAGCAGCUGGGUGGAGGCUGGGGUGGAAGUUUUCUGGCUGUACGGCCAACAGCCUCCUGGUGGCGGCAGACGGGGCCAUCCGGCUGCAGGUCCGAGAGCUCGGCAACGCCAACACGCCGGGAGUCUCUGGACGGACUCCUCAGGACUACCAGGACUCCUAUCUCAGGCAGCUGAUCCAGGAGGGGUCAGAGGUCAGCUCGCUGCACUCCUUCGCCUAUGAUGCCGUUUGGGUCGUUGCCAAAGCUCUGAGCCAGGCGACAGAGGUGGCAAAACAGAGAGAGAAAUACAGCCCUCGGAGGAACGUGACGGUCAGCGGGGAGGAGGUGGCGAGGAUGUUGCUGGAGGCCGUGAGAAGCACGCGGUUCGAAGGAGUCACGGGUCCGGUUUUCUUUCGGAACGGGGAGAGGAUGACGUCGAUCGAGCUGCUCCAGUUUCAAGUCAGCAGUGGCGUCCUGGUGGGGGAGUUCAACACCAGCACCCAACAACUCCGCCUGAUGCACCACCUGCUCAGGUUCAAAGGUCCAGGACCAGCUAAAGACCAGCCUGCUGUCCUCCUGCAGCACCGUCACAUCAGCCUCCUCCUGUACAUCGUCAUAUCAUCAGCUGCUGGUGCGACCAUCAUCAUCGCUCUGAUCGUCCUUUUCUUCGUCAUCGUCAGCCGCAAACACCGGCGGCUCGGCUCGGGCGGUGCAUCCCAGGACGAGCUGCUCCUGCUGGGCGUCCUGCUCUCCUCCUCCUCGGUGCUGUUCUCCGGCCUGGACGAAGCCUCGCUGUCGGACUGGAUGUUUGGGCUUCUUUGUUCUCAGAGCCGAGCGCCGUCAGCAGGCUGCGUCAUGUUCUGGUUAUUCCUGGUGGACGCGCUUGUUUUAACCUCCUGGCAAAUCCUGGACCCCCUCAGAUGGGAGGUGCUUCAGCACAACACAGAGGGCGGCGCUGCUGAGGACGUCAUCAUCCGGCCGUACUCUGAACGCUGCAGCAGUGCUAACAUGGAGCUGUGGCUCACUGUGGUCUAUGGAUACAAAGCACCUCUGCUGCUUCUCGGAUGUUUCGUGGCCCUGAACAUCUGGACCGCAGAGGUCAGCGAGCCGGCAGGCAGCGGCAAACAACUGGCGCUGAGCACGUUUGCCCUGACGGCGUUCAGCGUGUCAGGAGUGUCGGGAUCGCUGCUGACGUCCCACAAUCCUCCAGUUCAGUUCUGUGUGAGCAGCAUUCUCAUCCUCUGCUGCGACCUCUUCAUCCUGAGCGGGUGGUUUGGACCGAAGAUUGUGUUUGUGUGCUGGAGCGGCGGCGGCGGCCUGCAGCAGGCGUCCGGGCUGCAGGGCGAUGCUGCACAGGAAGAGGAAGAUCAGCUGAGCAGGUUGAAUCAGCAGCUCAGGAGUGAAAGUGCACAGCUGGAUGUGGAAAUAGAAAUCAUCAGAAUGGAGCUUUCUGAGACAUCUGGGAUGUUUCAGCGUCUGAUGAGAGACAAACACGCCGAAAUCGGAUCGGUGACUCAUGAAGCUCAGAUCUGUGCGAAAAACAGAAACAGCGAGAGCGAAGCUUCAACCCUGAAAGACAUCAACUCACCUGAACACAUGCGGCGCCGUCUGUCUGUCCAGCUGCCCAUCCUCCAUCAUUCCUACCUGCCCGCGAUCGGCGGCAUCAGCUCCAGCAGCUCCAGCCUGUUCGGCAGCCAGGAAGUCUUUGUCGAUCAGCACAAUAACUCGCUGUACACCUGA